This is a messenger RNA of Solea solea (common sole), 838 nucleotides long. Its product is annotated as type-4 ice-structuring protein LS-12-like. Gene Ontology annotation, biological process: lipoprotein metabolic process; lipid transport. The record is from RefSeq and is a predicted model, not a curated record. The transcript is spliced from 4 exons. NCBI's taxonomy places the organism in Eukaryota, Metazoa, Chordata, Actinopteri, Pleuronectiformes, Soleidae. Gene Ontology annotation, molecular function: lipid binding. Gene Ontology annotation, cellular component: extracellular region. The coding region runs from base 50 to 514 and encodes 154 amino acids.
ACCGUUCAACAACCCCAGGAGUUCAGGUUAGACUUGCUCAACUGCAGCCAUGAAAUUCUCCCUCGUCGCCGCUCUUGUUGUAGUACUGGCCGUUGUCCACGGCUCUGAGGCCAAAUCACUGCUGAAGCAGGACAUCCAGUCCGAGGUGGACAAGGUGACCAAGCUGAUCAGAGACAUGUCUGCCAGCAUCACUGCUGCAACCCAGGACAUGGUGGAGAAGGUGAAGGUUCUUGAGUUGACCAACACUGCACAGACUUACGUGGAGGACAGCAGGACCAAGAUCCAGCCCCUGGUGGACAAAGUCCAGGCUGAAGCCGCCAAGCUGCAGGAGCAGGUCAAGCCCUACAUCGCCAACAUUGAGGAUCAGAUGAAGCCUCUGACUGAUAACUUCAACGCCCAGGUCAAGCCUCUGACUGACGACUUCUACGCCCAGGUGCAGCCUCUGACCACUUUGAUGGAAAAGUUCUUCCAGCAGGUGAUGGAUCAGACCAAGGCCCUGCUCCCCCCUCAGUAAAGCCUUCCCUUGGUUCGCUCCAGCUCCACCGUGACAUCUGAGGAGAAGGUUCUAGCUGCAGCGGCAGCCACUCAGGAAAACACGUCCACUCUCUGUGACCCCAACUUUUACACCCAGUCUCUUCUGUGACCCAAUGGGCAUCAAGUGGGCGUGUCUUGCCAUGGGUGUGUUUUCCUAAGAGGCUUCAAGUUGGACAUAAAACAUGAGUACCUGAAGGCUGCAGUGCUCAUGUGUCGCCUCCACUCGUGUUUGUCUUUCGCACUCCUUCAUCUUUACAACAUCUGAGAUGUGAUGAUUUAAUGUCAUUAAAGGGGUUUGAACGUU